AUGUACCUUGUGGGGGGGCGGCGGUCCCCGGACAUAGUCCUUUCAGGCAGUGGCCGUUUAGUCCAUGGUCCAUUUGAUGGUCGGUGCAAGGCCAGAAAUUGGAACACAUUGAUUCCGCUCGUUCCCGUCCUUCGCUUCGGGGCCCGUCCCUCGGUGUGGUCGGUACUUCAUACUGUCGGGCAGCGAAGCUUACACUUGUUCACUAAUUAUGACGGUUCGCCGGGGCCUCUUUCCUCCUCCCUUUUCUCGCUCACUCGUAGGGGACUAGUAGUUCCUCUUCCGUGUGCUUCGAACGGAGUUCAACCCCAACUCCAAAGGCUGGUUCAACUCCGGCUUGAUCGGAUGGUUGGCUUGGAGAAGAAAGAGAAGAAGCGAGACCAAGAAGAAGAAGAGGCAAGGGCAAGAAGAUCGAAGCUAAUCCUUGUCCGGGAAAGGCGAGACCGACUUGAUAAUGGUGCUUGCUCGCCUUGCGGCUCGUCGACCGCUUGCACCGAAACCCACCCGCUUGACCCCCGCCUACGACCUUCACAACCUUCUCCUUCCGUCCGCUUCACUCACUUCCAUCUUCUAAAGAAAGGUAGCAGCUAUCAUAGCAAAGAGCUUCGAGAUCGUCUCAAGAAGUCAAAGCCCACUUCUUGCUCAUUCACAAGCGUGAAAGCGCACCUCCAACAAGCACCUCCCUCCUUGGGAGCAGACUUCCUUGAUAACGUCCUCAACCCUAUCUCUCAUGGGCCAAUCAAGAGAAGACAAAGAAGCAUGAAAUCCCUCCGUCCGAGCGGAAGCAGAUAUGACAUAUCCUCCGAAAGCUGGAAGGUAGCUACACGCCAAGAGAUUGACUGGGCAAGGAAGUCGAAUCUCGGAGUUAGUUCAAGCUUUCAGAGCGGUAGCAAGAAAGACAAGAGCAAGAAGGCUCUAGGGCUCCUCGUUUCCGAGAAGAAUAAAACAGGAGGAUGGGGCUUGGGAUCGGAUCUUCUAAGGCGGACUUUGCCGGGUAUGAAGGAAUGA
Messenger RNA from Dovyalis caffra, 1005 nucleotides. Lineage: Eukaryota; Viridiplantae; Streptophyta; Magnoliopsida; Malpighiales; Salicaceae. The record is from the annotation of a GenBank genome assembly.